CUUUUUUUUCGCUGGGGGACUUAUCUUAUCAAUAAGCGCGGCCGGCGGGCGGUCGCCGUCUUUACCUAUCGACGUUGAAUAUCGGCGGGCGCAAUAUCGGUGAGCGGGCUCAGUAAUAAAAGCGACUCCCCAGCGAAUUGACCUAUAAAAAUAUAACAAAAACCAGAACACAGAAAAGUCACGGAUAUAUAAGACGAAAAUCAAAGGAAAUUCCAGCUUAAAUUCAACAAGGAUACACAAAAUGCAACUGCAACGCCUGCUCAUGCUCACCUUUGUGAUCAUUGCUUUGAUCUUGUGUCAAAGUUCUAGGACCACGGAAGCCCGUCGAUUGGUGUUUUAUAGCCCCAAAAGUCGCACUUUAACCAGUCAACUCCUUGUUUCCCGGAAGCUGGCCAAACCUUGUCCUGCGGGAAAGAUGCGAGAUCAUCGGGAUCGUUGUCGCCGGGCCUUGAUCUUCGGACGCAGCAAUUGAAGCAGUGAAAU
Drosophila serrata is the source of this 483-nucleotide messenger RNA. RefSeq lists its product as uncharacterized. Lineage: Eukaryota; Metazoa; Arthropoda; Insecta; Diptera; Drosophilidae. The record is from RefSeq and is a predicted model, not a curated record.